AGUAGUUGGUUGGGAGAAAAAGUCUAAUCUGGAUUCACAUACUUUCGGGAUUGAGUGGCGCCAACCCGAGGAGAAGACAAUUUCAAAACGAUCUCAAGUGUCCGCCAGAUGACAAAGGCAGUCCUUGACAGUAUCUUCUUGACCCACCGAGGGCAUAAGAUUUACGAGUUCGUCCUAAUACCGAGAAGAUGCAUUGAAAUAUAGAAGCUUUUCCAUGUUUCAAAGGGUUCUUUCAACCGGGCCCUAUAGCCACUAUUCUGCUCUCUUUUUUUAUGUACCAUGUUCCAUUUUCUGGAAUCUGUCAAGAAGACGUCCAAGAUUACUCGACAAGGCACCACGGGCUCAUCGUCUGGGGUUGCGGCUCCCGUCAUUGGACCCCUGGUCAAGAACCAUCUCGUCCAUGAUCGACGCUCCAAAUGGCCCCUCAUCGCUGGCUCCGCCAAAGAGAUAAAGAUCCUUCUGCUCGGCAGUGGCCAAUCGGGAAAGUCAACAUUCUUGAAACAAAUGAGGAUUUUGCAUGAUCACUCCUUCAAUACUGUGGCUGAGUGCAUCAGCUACCGUCCCACCAUCAACUCCAACUUGCUCGAGUCCGUGAAAACAAUUCUGCUCGUUAUGGAGGAACGACGAGUGGAACUGACCUCAGAGGAGACCCUGAAGCUCAAGAAGCAAUUCCUAGAGUUCUAUGCCAAAGAAUAUAUGCCUCAUUUGGUCUAUACUACGCAAAACAUUCCCAUGCAUUUGGGCGACAUCAUAGCCGGGAUCUGGCGAGAUGAACGGCUCCAAAAGUUUUACAACCGGACUUCGGACUUCCAAGUAGUGGAGAAUGCCAGAUACUUCAUGGAGAGCGCCAAGCGAAUAUGUUGCCUCCAUUACGUGCCCACAAAGCAGGAUAUCUUGCAAUCCCGGAGGCAAACCAUGGCGAUUGUGGAGAUGGCCUUCUGUGUAAAAGAUUGGGUGUUCCGAAUGAUUGAUGUGGGUGGGCAGCGUUCGCAAAGGAUGAAAUGGAUUUCCUUGUUCGAUAAUAUGGAUUGCAUCUUGUUCUUUGUGGCACUGAGCGGUUACAAUCUUCUUUUGGAGGAGGAUGGACAGACCAAUCGAAUGAAAGAAGCUUUGAGAGUGUUCUUCUAUCUCACCUCUUCACCAUUUCUUCACAACGUCCAAAUGAUGUUAUUCCUCAACAAAACGGAUCUGUUCAGAGAAAAGCUCAAGCGCUACCCACUGAAUAUUUGCUUCCAAGAUUAUUCCGGUCCCAACGAAUUUGGCCCCGCCAUCGAGUACGUGGCCUCUCGAUUUAAGGCCCAUUGUGUUAAAGAAGAGCUUUACACCCAUUACACCUGCUCUACGGACACCAUGCACAUUCAGUUUGUUUUUCGAGCCGUGUCAGAUAUUCUACUCAAGCAGAUGAUUGAACAUAUUGGAUUAAAUUGAAUUUGACUCAUUGUUUCUGAACUUGUUGACUUUGGUAUUCAUUCGGAGAAAGGGAAUGCGAGUUGAUAAAUAUGAAAUUGGGAAGCUUUUUGCUGUGGUAUGUUUUAUGACCAAAAAUGUGACGCUCAGUGGUCUAAUAUACCUGAUAGAGACACGACAUGGUUCCCAGAAGGCG
Tigriopus californicus is the source of this 1603-nucleotide messenger RNA. Its product is annotated as G protein alpha i subunit-like. Bases 280 to 1428 code for a protein of 382 amino acids. The record is from RefSeq and is a predicted model, not a curated record. Gene Ontology annotation, biological process: adenylate cyclase-modulating G protein-coupled receptor signaling pathway. Lineage: Eukaryota; Metazoa; Arthropoda; Copepoda; Harpacticoida; Harpacticidae. The transcript has 5 exons. Gene Ontology annotation, cellular component: heterotrimeric G-protein complex. Gene Ontology annotation, molecular function: GTPase activity; guanyl nucleotide binding; G-protein beta/gamma-subunit complex binding.